This is a messenger RNA of Cryptosporidium ubiquitum, 855 nucleotides long. Its product is annotated as BCP1P BRCA and CDKN1A-interacting protein. The transcript has a single exon. Gene Ontology annotation, cellular component: nucleus. The record is from RefSeq and is a predicted model, not a curated record. Bases 1 to 855 code for a protein of 284 amino acids. Lineage: Eukaryota; Apicomplexa; Conoidasida; Eucoccidiorida; Cryptosporidiidae.
AUGAAUUCAGAAAGAAAUAUACGAGUUUAUGAAAAAUUUGACGAUUCAAAUCCUAAAGAUGAAUCUAUUGAUGGAGAAAUUUUUUUGUCAGCACCUGAAAACCUACCUAUGAGAAAAAGGGUUAAAAGGACUGACUCUGACUCAAGUGAUAAUGAAUCCACUAUUGAUGGAGAAUUUGAAUUUAACGAUCCUAAUGAAAAUGACUACCACAACAUAAAAAAUAUUCUCUUAAUGUCAAAAUACUCUCAAAUUAAGGGAAUUCAAUUUCAUGAAUUUGUCGAUCUGAUUUGUAAUCAAGGUAAUAUUGGAACAACUGUUGCUAUUUCCGGCAAUAUUAUUGCGUUUUCUACGAUCCUAAAUUUCCGUCAAUAUAAACACGUUUUGAACAAAAUAGUUGAUUAUUUAAGUGGCAUUAUUUCGAAAAGUCACAACAAAGAUUUUGAAAGUCUUUUUAAUUCUGUAAUUUACAAAAAAAAUGUUGGAUUAAUGAUUAACGAAAGAUUAGCAAAUUCUCCUCUUGAAAUAGUACCUGCGCUUUGUAAUUGCCUUAAAGAUGACAUACAAUGGACUAUAGAUAACUUAUAUAGUGUUAUUCCGAGCGAUGAAAGAGAGUAUUACGAAUGGGAUUAUAUAAUUUUACUUACGACUAGAUAUAUUUCAUCCGAUGGUUCUACCAUUAUAUACCAAAAAUACGAAGAAGAAAAGCUGGUUAUUAAUUCCCUACAUACUAUUAUUUGGAAAGGAAAGAAAAGACAACUUUGUGGAACAGGUAAGAAAAAUGAGACGGAACUAAUGAAUCAACAAUUUUUGCUAUCAAUGAUAGAUUAUAAUCAAUUUAAAAAAAACUACAAUUAA